CGACGGGCCUCGCUUUCUUGCUUGUCACUCCUUUGCAACGGCUGUCCUCUGCCUGACUAUCGCCGACUGGAUCAAGUCGUGCUUCCACUCCUUUGAUUAUUCACUCCCUAAUUCUAAACAAACAGCCUCCUAGCAGGCGCGCCGUUCCCUUCCCUCCGCGAGGCAGAGACAGUUGACCCCCAAGCCAUUCAUUCCUUUGUUCCGUUUGGGAAAGUUUGUCUCGCGCUCAGUCCAGCCUCACGCCAAUACUGGCGCCAACGCCAGCAAGUCCUUCGCCCAAACGACACUUGGACCCGAGACCCAAGUCGGCCACGGGAAGGAAUUCAGCAAGCAUCAUUGCCGUUUGGUUCUGCCCAUCAGGAAAGCUCCCGUCGGUUUUGAAUACGUUUACCGCGACCAGCUCUCCCCGGUCUCUUUCGCCUUCGAUUCGACUUCGGAACGGCAUAAUUCGAUAGCAUCACGAGUAUGAUAGCAUCAUAAAUCUUGUGCUACACGAAGAUUAAUCACACCACAACCUCUAAUAAAAGGGACUCAGUUCCACGACCGAUUACGACUUCCAACACCAUUUCGAUUCGAAACAGACCUCAGUGUCCAACACUCUAAUAUCAUGGCGGGGGUUGCGGAAGCCGGGUCCUACCGGAUGAGCGGUCGGAUUCCCAUUGUCCGCCGUAACGCGAGCGGUGUGGAGGCCUUGGAUGUGCCUCAACCCGACCAGACGAGACCUUUGGUGGCCCGAGAGAGUAUCGACUGCACCGGCGAGAAUGCCAACCUUUGCGAGAAGCCCUACGGAGCCAACAGCCUCGGUGUUCCCAUCGCAUUGGGGGUUGCAAUCCCUAUUGUCGCGCUUCUGGGCGUCGUCUUUUGGCUCCACCGUAGAAAUAUCAAGAAGCAGCGCAGUGAGGAAGCCAACGAUCCCCACAAGUCGUUGGACUUUGGUCUGGGAGACGGCUCGCGAGGCAGCAAGGGCGGGAAGCGCAAGAGUGCCUUCUUCGGUGGCGGCGGCGCCGAGAAGGCAAGUCACCGUAACAACCAGCUCUCAAUGGACAUGAAUCUGUCGAGCCCGUACCUCCUCCCGCCCAGCGCUCAAGCCGGGUCUCGCGAGUCUCUGCACUCACUGGCUCGCACUUUGCACGGAAACGAGGAUCCCUACAGCCCUGUCUACCAGCAGAGUGAUGCCAGAUCGAUGCGCUCCACCAAGAAGGGCUCGCGCGACGACUACAACGGACCAUCUGGGCCCGGCCUCUCCGUCCCUCCGUCGCGCAAGUCUUCAUUCCCGACCUCGCCCACCUCGCCCGUCACCUCGAUUCCUCCCCGAUACGAAGCCUCCAAGGACGAGGUCACGCCGCCUCCUCCUGCUCACUCGCCUGGCCAGGCCAACUUCCCUUUGAACGACACCUCUCCGUACCCCAAUGACCACCAGCUUGACGCUCAUGGUGUCUCCAUGCCCGCCGUUCCGGAGCUUCAGGAGCCUGCCCAAGCCAAGAUGCCUUCGUCCCCUAGGUUUCCCCUCCCACCCAACAACUCUCACGGCUUUGAUUUCUCCCAAGAUCAGAACAACAGCCAGCGACCGCCCCCUCCUAGCAACCUCCCUGCCAGUCCCCGACCCGUCAACUCGAACCAGCCAACUCUGACUGUCAACACUGGCGCUGCUCCUGCCGGCCCCAUGUCGGCACCGGCCAUCGAGGAAUCCCAAUACGAAACCGUUUCUCCCCAGGAUAUGGAUGGCCAGGAGCGUGGUCGCACUCAGCAUCGUCGCCAAUCGUCCGAGUACCCUCCUGAGAACACUGCUGCUCUCGGUGUCCCCCGCCAACACAACAAGCGGCUCUCUGUCGGAUUUCGCCCACUGCCUCCGGAUGAGGUGACCGAGGGCGAGGACCCGGAGACCAGGGCUAACCGCAUCCGCUCCUUCUACAAAGAGUACUUUGACGAGAGCCGCCAGACCAUGGGCUACCCUCAGGGUGCACCGGGUCAGGGCCAUGGCGCUCCGAAGCAGCAGGGCGGUGGUAACGAGUACUAUGAGGACUACGACCAGGGUUAUCUUGGCACUGACGCCGCCUAUUUCGACCCCGAUACCAACACCUUUGUUAUGCCCUACGCCCAGCCCGUCGCUCGUCGCGCCAUGACCCCUCCUCCUUCCGGCUCCAGGUUCCCCGGCCCGAGGAGCGGUCCGAGGCCUCAUGCUGGAUCGGUCAGUGGCAUGAGCAUGCCCGGCAAUCGCGGCCCUCAUCGUCCUGGUUCGGCCACCUCGAACAACCGAUGGGGUCCUGGCCCCAGACCCGGGUCUUCGGCUUCAGGCCAGUACGGCCGUCCGCGUGCCGGCAGCGCCAUGGGCGCCCCACGCAAGCCCAUGCCUCCCCCGGCUGCUCUGACCACCCUCCCGAACCCGUCCAAGCUUCGCGACGACACUCUGGCUAUUAACCCCAUCGACUUCGCUCCUCCCACUAGCUUCAAGGACCAGGCCGCCGGCCGGUCCCAGAGCCCUGGCGGAGGAGAGAGGAGGCCUUACCAGGCCCCUCUUGUCACCCACUCGCCACUCGUUUCCUCCUUUGACGAGAUGACAUCUCUCCCCAGCCCUCACCUUCUCAGGAAGUCCAACACGUUCACUGGACUUGACUUUGCGCCUCCCCGCAAGUUCAAGAACGAUGACACCACAAGCGACGCCGGCAGCAUCCGGAGCAACCGCAGCGGUAUCUCAUCGGUCCAGCGCGACGCCAUUAGAAACGGCGCCGGGCGCGUGAGCCGCCUGCCUGGUGACACGGUGUUCACCACGGCCCAGACGGUUGAUACUCUCAAGCCGCAAUGGGGCAUGCGUUCUUGAUAAGCUGAGGUUCAGUCGUGUGAUUUUGCACAUCGCCCUGUGAGCCCUCGGCUUGUUCUCUGUUUUCUUUUCCUAUCGGCAAUCAUGCUCUGCGUCAGGCCAGUCUACUCGACUAGACCUCUUAUUCGUUCGCAUCAGCAUCGGAGUUUCUUUUGGAUCUCGCAUGGCCACUCUCUACCCUCCCUCUUAGGGAUGUUACGAGAGUAACGAACGGCCAAACAUGCUCUUUUUGAUACCAUUCUUGCGGGCAAAAAGGAAACAAGACCAAACAUGCAUCCUGUCGACCUUUGCCAACAUCUGACGACUGGUAAUGUCAUCGUUUCUCGCUUUCUGUUUGCUGUUUCCUUUUUCUUUUGUCUUUUUUUUGUUUCCUUCAUCUUGUCUCUCAUAUAAUUCAUGUUGGAAAUUCAAAGCCGGCCACCAGCAUAACAAAACACCCCAUCUGGGGGGAACCAAGGGGAGGUUAUCAUGAUACCAUCUUGCCACGUUGGCAAGGCUGUUGUUUCAUGCAUGUUCCCUGCUUGCUCCCCCGUCUGGUACGAAAUCAUUGCAUAUAUAGAUCCCCUGAUAGAUAAACAACACGGAACUUGCCGAGGCGCAAGGAGGUUACCCCGCAA
Molecule: messenger RNA, 3435 nt
Organism: Gaeumannomyces tritici R3-111a-1
Lineage: Eukaryota; Fungi; Ascomycota; Sordariomycetes; Magnaporthales; Magnaporthaceae
Exons: 3
Coding region: 608-2818 (736 amino acids)
Source: RefSeq, a predicted model, not a curated record